AGACCCCGGGCCCAGCGGGAGCAAGCACGCCGAACUCCUCCAGCCAUGCCGUCUCGUUUCUCGAAGAACCGCAAGAAGCGGGGGCACGUCUCGGCGGGCCACGGGCGUAUCGGGAAGCACAGGAAGCAUCCUGGCGGGCGGGGUAACGCCGGUGGACAGCACCACCACCGUAUCCUCUUCGACAAGUUCCACCCUGGGUACUUCGGAAAGGUGGGUAUGCGCCACUUCCACGUGUUGCGCAACCGGGAACACUGCCCCAUCGUGAACCUCGACAAGCUGUGGUCCAUGCUGCCCGAGGGGACCAUGGAGCAGGCCAAGGCUGGCGGCGGAAAGGCACCGGUCAUCGACGUGACUGACAACGGCUACUUCAAGGUGCUGGGCAAGGGAAAGCUCCCCGCGGUGCCCAUCAUCGUGCGCGCCAAGAUCUUCAGCAAGCUCGCCGAACAGAAGAUCAAGGCGGCAGGAGGAGCUUGCCUCCUCUCCGCUUAGGCGUCGCCACCUUGACGAUUGCUUGGCAGCUGUAACAACCCUUUGCCGGUUCUCCUGGUUUCCGGAUAUGUAGUGCAUGUGUCCGGUUUUUCGCCGGGAAUACGGUAUGGGUGGAGUAGGGCACGGGGGCUGGUGGGUUUUUGGUGUGGUGGAGAUCGGUUGUUGGUUGUCCCGUAGGAGGCGUACAUGUGGCGUACCGCCCCUCGCCGGCCGCUUCUGAUAGGGCCGGUGUCGGGUACAGCAGUGCUGCUGCUGCCUCUGUGGCGGUGGUGUUGGUGGGCGUCCAAUGUGAUGUCGCCGAGCAUCAGCCGAAGAACUGCACACUCACGCUCAAGAAUAAAAAGAAAAAAAACACAUCACCCGUGAGGGUAGUGAAUGGUGUGCCGUGGCAGCCGGUCGGACCUCCCUCCCGACUGCUUGGUAAACGUGUACGUACCAAGCUCGAUUGUUGCAGUCGUGCACGAUAGCGCGACGUCCUUGGCCGUGUCCUUUGGCCCGUGCUGCACCCAUGUAGUCUAGCUCCAGACUAGACACGGCGCUUUGGGGACGGAUAAGUUCCGGGCGCCCACUCGUACAAAUUCCCUCCACACUGCGAAGCCGUUCAGGAGGACAGCGGCUCUAUCUUCGACACUCGAUUCACCCCGACACUCCCGGUCCCGCGAUGCUAAUAGCUGGAAGUACGUCGAACUCGAGGCUGUCGUUCUCGAGCGAAAUUUGGCAGCAGUCUCCCAGGAGCGUAAGAAACAACACGGCCCAAUCA
This is a messenger RNA of Ectocarpus siliculosus, 1249 nucleotides long. NCBI's taxonomy places the organism in Eukaryota, Phaeophyceae, Ectocarpales, Ectocarpaceae. The record is from the annotation of a GenBank genome assembly.